AUGACGGCGCAGCCUAUGAUGGCCCCGCCCUUCGAGGACGAUGAGAACAUGGAGCUUGGAAAGGCCCAAGACUUUGGGCCCGGGGAGCCGAUCACCCCGCAAAAAAAGAGCCGAUUCAAAAAGCGAGCGGCCGAGGACGACAGCCCGGAAAAGACGGCACGGCCGAGCGACACGGGGCGAAACCAGACGGAGGCCAAGCGAGCGCGCCAUGGGUAUCCCACAGCUGCAGAGAUCAUGCUAGAGGCCUCGGAGGAGGAAGUCUAUCCGCUGGUUUCUCGCGAGCGUGAGUGUGGCCUGUUGGAUGAGUUCCUGAAAUCCUGCUUGGAGUCGGCAGCUGGCAGCUGCAUCUACCUCAGUGGUGGACCGGGGACUGGAAAGACUUCUGUGGCGAGGGCAGCGUCUAAGGCUUGGCUCCGGGAACAUCCAGACACCCGAGUUCUGGAAAUUAAUUGCAUGGAGAACCUCCGACCAUGCUCCGUCCCGGGCUUUCUCGUAAAAGCUGGUCAGGCCUGUAGCCUGGCUACAGGAAAGAAGCAGUCCACUUUGAGCUCCCGGAGCCCCCUGUCCAGCCUUGUGGCUUCAGCUGCCUCGAGCUUGCGUAGCCUUGGCAAAUCUGCCAUCUUGAUCAUUGACGAGGUAGAUCAGCUGGUGAAGAAGUGGAACGCAGGCGACACAUCCUUGGAGAUCCUUUGUGGCCUCCCGAGGCAUAGCGAGGCCCCAGCCCUGGCGAUCAUCAUGAUCGCGAACCAUGUGGACUUGCUUGUCCAAGCCUGUGGCCCCAGAUGGAAGAGCGUGUGUUCUUCCGUUCUCUUCGAGCGCUACACAUUGCAGCAGUUCAAGAACAUCGUGCAAAGCCGCUUCGCAGCAGCCGCAGACGGCGAGCUGGCCGAGAAGGCGCUCGGGGGCCGAGCCGGGCUGGAACUGCGCAUCCGGCGCUUGGCGAAUGCUGGAGACUGCCGACACAUCGUCCGGCUUUGCGACGAGGGACUCGCAAAAGCAGAGGAGAUCAGGCAAGAAGAAGGCAAAGCAGAAGCAAGCACGGAAGCCAAACCCGGCGGCGUGCCGUCAAUAUCGAAGAUGGCGGCCAUGCAAACGAGUCUGGAUCCGUUGGACUCGCUGAAAAGUCUCCCAUUGCCACAACAGCUUCUGCUUUGUGCAUUGUCCAGCGUGGAGGAGCCUGUCCAUACGUCAGAGAUCUUUCAGAGGUACCUGGACUGCCUGUCUGAACUCAAGCAGUCUCCGACACCUAAGACGCAAGUGCUUUCGGCGCUCUCUUCCUUGGAGCAGCGUGGGAUCCUGAGCCUACAAAAGCCACGAGGCAAGGGAAAAGGACGGGGCAAAGGCAGGAAAGGAGCUCAGGGGGCCACAGAAGAGCUCGUAGUGCUGGCUGUCUGCCGUGACAGCCUAAAAGAGGCACUCCAGCAGUCAGCCAAGGCUCUCUUAGGUCUCCGCUGCCUGGCGCCUGACCCCAGCGCGAAGGCUCAGAAGUGA
Messenger RNA from Symbiodinium sp. CCMP2456, 1491 nucleotides. The record is from the annotation of a GenBank genome assembly. Lineage: Eukaryota; Dinophyceae; Suessiales; Symbiodiniaceae.